AUGUCUUUCGGUCGGCCAGCCAACAAUUUAAUCAAGGGAUCAACGCUCCCGCCAGAGCGUGGUAUCUUUCCACUGGAUCAUGCUGGCGAGUGCAAAGAAGUGAUGCAGAUCUAUCUCAACUGCCUUAAGGCCUACCGUGGUGACAAUAGUCAGUGCAGGCUCCUCGGAAAGGAUUACCUGCAGUGUCGUAUGGACAAGGAGCUUAUGCUGAAGGAUGAUUUCAAGAACCUGGGAUUUCAAGAGGAGGACUCACAGAAACAGUCGAUACCGGGUACGCCGAGUGCGCCAGGUGGAGCAUGACGAGAGCAAUCGGUGAUGCGCUGAAUACGAAAUGGGAAGGACAAAUAAAGACAAAAGGCAGGUGAUACAAGGAUGCAUAUGUACGAUAUGAGCAAUAUGAUACCCGCAGGUCGGUG
Molecule: messenger RNA, 416 nt
Organism: Saitoella complicata NRRL Y-17804
Lineage: Eukaryota; Fungi; Ascomycota; Saitoellomycetes; Saitoellales; Saitoellaceae
Exons: 2
Coding region: 1-300 (99 amino acids)
Biological process (GO): mitochondrial respiratory chain complex IV assembly
Cellular component (GO): mitochondrial intermembrane space
Source: RefSeq, a predicted model, not a curated record